AUGGUGCAGUGGUCAGAAACGCGGGCUCUGGAGACUGCCUUACCCGACCCAGCCGAGGCCUGGGGCAGCUUCUGUCUGGCCAGCACCGCAACCCGACCCGAGCCCGAGGCGGACUACUACGCCAAGGAGUUGACCCGCGUGCUGACGGUGGACAACAACCACGAAAUCUAUAAGAAAUUCAAGCACAACUCACACAGCAUAUAUAUGUUCUUCAACACGUCGGAUCUCCGGGAAGCAGUGCCUGAACCCCACUUGCUCUUCCGGGCCGAGCUGCGCCUGCAGAGGCACAAGUUGAAAGUGGGGCAACACGUGGAGCUGUACCAGAAAUACAGCAACAAUUCCUGGCGCUACCUCAGCAACCAGGUGCUGGAUUCCGGCGACACGCCUGAGUGGCUGUCCUUUGAGGUCACUACAGUCGUGCGGCAGUGGCUGAACUACAAAGGUGAAAUCCAAGGCUUUCGCCUCAGUGCCCAUUGCUCCUGUGACAGCAAAGAUAACAUACUCCAUGUGGAAAUCAACGGAAUCAGUAUGGGCCGCCGGGGUGACCUGGCCACCAUUCAUGGCAUGAACCGGCCCUUCCUGCUUCUCAUGGCCACCCCGCUGGAGAGAGCCCAGCACCUGCACAGCCCCCGACACCGCCGAGCCCUGGACACCAACUACUGCUUCAGCUCCACGGAGAAAAACUGCUGCGUGCGGCAGCUCUACAUCGACUUCCGCAAGGAUCUGGGCUGGAAAUGGAUCCACGAGCCCAAGGGCUACCACGCCAACUUCUGCCUGGGGCCCUGCCCCUACAUUUGGAGCCUGGAAACGCAGUACAGCAAGGUCCUGGCCCUAUACAACCAGCACAACCCCGGCGCGUCGGCGGCGCCCUGCUGCGUGCCGCAGGCGCUGGAGCCCCUGCCUAUUGUGUACUACGUGGGCCGCAAGCCCAAGGUGGAGCAGCUGUCCAACAUGAUCGUGCGCUCCUGCAAGUGCAGCUGA
Messenger RNA from Myotis brandtii (Brandt's bat), 981 nucleotides. RefSeq names its product transforming growth factor, beta 1 (gene TGFB1). Gene Ontology annotation, cellular component: extracellular region. The transcript has 8 exons. NCBI's taxonomy places the organism in Eukaryota, Metazoa, Chordata, Mammalia, Chiroptera, Vespertilionidae. Gene Ontology annotation, molecular function: type II transforming growth factor beta receptor binding; growth factor activity; type III transforming growth factor beta receptor binding. Bases 1 to 981 code for a protein of 326 amino acids. The record is from RefSeq and is a predicted model, not a curated record. Gene Ontology annotation, biological process: SMAD protein signal transduction; BMP signaling pathway; transforming growth factor beta receptor signaling pathway.